CUGCUGAAGGCGGGCGAAUGCGACAUGGACGAGCGGACGGAGGACGGAAGGACAGGGCUGCAUGUAGCGGGGAUGCUGGGGAGGGCGGGGAGCGUGAGGGAGCUGAUCGAGGCAGGAGCGGAGGUAGGAGCGAAGGACAAGGCAGGGAGGACGAUGGUGCACUGGGCGGGGGAGUAUGGGCAUGUGGAGGUGCUGAAGACGGUAGAAGAACAAUGCGGGAAAGAGCAGCUGAAACACAUAAUGGAGCAACCCGACAUCUCUGGAAUAACAUGCGCGCACUUGGCGAGUUAUAGAGGGCACUUGGAGGUAGUGCGGUAUGCUGUAGAGACAUGCGGGGAGGAGGUGCUGAGGCAGAAGGACGAUCUUGGCCAGACAUGCGCGCAUUAUGCGGGUAAUGGAGGGCAGCUGGAGGGACUUCGAUACUUGGCAGAGACAUGCGGGGAGGAGCUGCUGAGGGAGAAGGACGAUGACGGCAGGACAUGUGUCAAUGCGGCGAGUAGAGGAGGGUUCUUGGAGAUUGUACAGUACCUUGCAGAUACAUGCGGGGAGGAGCUUCUUAGAGAGAAGUCCAAUAACGGCAAGACGUGCGCGCACUAUGCGAGUAGGGGAGGGCAUUUGGAGGUACUUCGGUACUUGGCGGAGAGAUGCGGGGAGGGGCUACUGAGGGAGAAGGACAAUGACGGCAACACCUGUGCACAUGAGGCGAGUAACAGAGGGUACUUGGAGGUGCUCAGGUAC
Guillardia theta CCMP2712 is the source of this 738-nucleotide messenger RNA. RefSeq lists its product as hypothetical. The transcript has a single exon. The annotation marks the transcript as partial. The record is from RefSeq and is a predicted model, not a curated record. Lineage: Eukaryota; Cryptophyceae; Pyrenomonadales; Geminigeraceae. Gene Ontology annotation, molecular function: protein binding.